AUGAGCGGCUUCAAGUUCCCUGUUGACCUCGGUCAAUUCAAGAAGAACCUCUCGCUGGAUCCCAGCAAUCCCACUCUCUCCGCAGAUCAGAAGAAGGAUCUGCUGCACAACAUCAACAUCUUCCGUGAUGCCAUUAUCGCCUUCACCGCAACCGGCGCCGCGCGUGGUGUCUCCGGCCACACCGGUGGUCCCUACGACACGGCCCCCGAGGUCUGUGUGCUGCUCGCGAUGAUCGCCAACAACAAGAACGACUUCAUCGAUACCUUCUUCGACGAGGCUGGUCACCGUGUGGCCACCCAGUACCUACUCUCUACCCUCGAGGGCCACCUCGAGCCCGAGCACCUGCUCAACUACCGCGAUGCCAACUCCAAGCUGCCCGGUCACCCCGAGCUCGGCCUCACUCCCGGCGUCAAGUUCAGCUCCGGUCGCCUUGGACACAUGUGGGGAAUGGUAAACGGUAUUGCCAUGGCCAACCGAGAUAAGAACGUCAUUCUGCUGGGCUCCGACGGCUCCCAGCAAGAAGGUAACGACGCCGAGGCUGCACGCAUUGCUGUGGCUCGCAACCUGAAGGUCAAGCUUUUCGUUGACAACAACGAUGUCACCAUUGCUGGCCACCCAUCCCAAUAUCUGAAGGGCUAUGACAUCGCCAACACCCUCAAGGGCCACGGCUUGCAUGUCGUCCGUGCCCAGGGCGAGAACAUCGACUCGCUCUAUGGAGCCAUGUGCGAGGUCAUCAACUACAACGGCCCUGCCGCCGUCGUCGUGGACCGAACAAUGGCCGCUGGCAUUGAAGGAAUUGAGGGCGAGACUCACGCCCACGAUGUCAUUACUGUCGAUAUCGCCCGCAAAUACCUCACCAAGCGCGGUUACAGCGAGCAGGCGCUUGCCUUCUACGAUCAGAUUAAGGGCCGCUCCAACCCGCACGAGUACCUGGGUUGCAGCAAGGACAAAGGUGCCAACCGCUCCAUCUUCGGUGAAGCCGUCAACGGUAUCCUCGACGGUUUGAGCAAGGAAGAGGCUGCCCGCCGCGUCAUGGUCAUUGACUCCGAUCUGGCGGGUUCCACCGGCCUCAAGGCCAUCGCUUCCAAGCAUCCCGAGUCCUUCGUGGCAUCCGGUGUCAUGGAACGCGGCAACUUCUCUGCCGCCGCUGGUUUCGGCUUUGGCAGCAACGGCAAGGACCGCCAGGGAGUGUUCUCUACUUUCUCUGCCUUCCUGGAGAUGUGCAUUUCCGAGAUUACCAUGGCCCGUCUCAACCACUGCACCGUUCUCUCGCACUUCUCGCACAGCGGUGUCGACGAGAUGGCUGACAACACCUGCCACUUCGGCCUGAAUCACUUCUUCGCCGACAACGGCCUGAUUGAAGCCGACGACUGCUCUCUCUAUUUCCCUGCAGACGGCGAGCAGAUGAAGGCUGUCAUCAAGAAGAUCUUCUGGGACCGCGGCAUGCGUUUUGUCUUCUCGACCCGCUCCAAGGUCCCCUACAUCCUUAAGGAUGGCGUUGAUGAGAAGUUGUAUGGCGGCGACUACCAGUUCGUCCCUGGUAAGGAAGAAGUUAUUCGUACCGGUACUGCCGGAUACGUCGUGUCCUAUGGUGACAUGCUGUACCGCUCGCUCGACGCCGUCGAGCGGCUCCGCAAGGAGGGUCUUAAUGUCGGCUUGAUCAACAAGCCCACUCUUAAUGUCGUUGAUCAGGAGACUCUGAAGCGAUAUGGUGAAUCUCCAUUCGUCGUUGUCGUCGAGUCCAUUUCCCAGAAGACUGGUCUGGGAUCUCGCCUGGGAACAACCCUUCUGCAGCACGGAUACACGCCCAAGUUCAAGGCCAUCGGUGCUGUCAAGGAUGGCUGUGGUGGUCUGUUCGAGCAGAUCAACUUCCAGGGUCUUUCUCCGGAGAACAUCGCUGAGGCUAUUAAGAGCGUUGCUGCGGGAAAAUAA
This is a messenger RNA of Penicillium argentinense, 1932 nucleotides long. RefSeq lists its product as uncharacterized. The record is from RefSeq and is a predicted model, not a curated record. The transcript has a single exon. Bases 1 to 1932 code for a protein of 643 amino acids. Lineage: Eukaryota; Fungi; Ascomycota; Eurotiomycetes; Eurotiales; Aspergillaceae. Gene Ontology annotation, molecular function: catalytic activity.